AUGUCUCAACCGAGAACAAGACGAGAAAGUUACGCUAAGACCGCAUGCAUUCAUUGCACAAAGGCAAAAAAACGAUGCUCCGGUGAUUCCACCUGUAAUAGAUGCACCGAACGAAGGUUAACAUGUUAUUAUCCGAUCGCGACGAAGAAACGUGGACCAAAAUUCAAAUAUAUCAUCGAGGAUAAUAGCGAAAGGCAAGAAAAUCCUGUUAAUCUCACCCAUCCAUCGGAUCUAACUUUAGAAGAAAUUAGGGAAGAAGAUAUUGUGCAAGACUUUACCAUUCCUCUCACUUCGCAGAUAUCGACUCAAGAUUAUACGCAGGCAGAACUUCCAUCAUUGUCAAACUACGCUAACCUUAAUGUUACUAAUUUUAGCCACUCCUUAAACAAUGAUAACCUGAUUGGUUCUAAUUCGGGUGAUUGUGGUCUCGCCGAUCCAUUGCAAGAAAACUUCUUUCCUCCUCUUUAUUCUAUUCAACCAUUUACUCAAAACUCUAUGGCCUCUAUUAACACAUAUGAUACAACUUUACCUCAAGAAUAUUAUAUUUCUAACGAUUUACCGUGUGACGACGAUCAUAGAUUUAUUACACAAAAUGACCUUUUAUGCGAUUAUCCUACCUUUUUCACAUAUCCUCUCGAAAUUUACGACUUUUCACUCUGGGAAGAUUCUAAUGGGAACGAUCAAUAG
This is a messenger RNA of Acaulospora colombiana, 687 nucleotides long. The record is from the annotation of a GenBank genome assembly. NCBI's taxonomy places the organism in Eukaryota, Fungi, Glomeromycota, Glomeromycetes, Diversisporales, Acaulosporaceae.